Mucor mucedo is the source of this 465-nucleotide messenger RNA. RefSeq lists its product as uncharacterized. The transcript is spliced from 2 exons. The record is from RefSeq and is a predicted model, not a curated record. Bases 113 to 340 code for a protein of 75 amino acids. Lineage: Eukaryota; Fungi; Mucoromycota; Mucoromycetes; Mucorales; Mucoraceae.
GUCAUUUUGCCUAGAAAGAUAAGUCGGGCAGUUCUUCAUUUGUUAGCAAACACUAUAACAAAACUAGACAGCAUAUGACGCUGUAUGGUAAAACUCUGUAUCUAUUUGCAAGAUGACAUGGAUAAUAUUUAUGAUAACAAUCAUCUCCUCAUUUAUUACAUACAAACCUUUGUGUACAUUUAGCAGUAGCAUCUCCCUGUUACCAUUUGUUUCUUUACAUGGCAGGUCUUAUCAUUCAUCCCAGAAGAGUGACCAUCUAAUUCUUUUUGUUGUUUUUGUUAUCUCGUCUUACUUUAUAAUAUACCCCUACUUGUAUGACAUUACUUACAAAGCACCUUAGGCAAUGUUAAUUGGGUGCAUAUAUUAAAAACUGUAUUCAUGGCAGCUUUUUCUCCAAGUCAUUGUUGUACAUGCUUUUUCUAUGAGUGAUUCGGUAGCUGUGUAGAGUUUGCAGUAUAGGGCGGU